GGAGUCAAGCCGGGUCAAGAUUCGCCCGGUCUAUUCCCCUAAAUCAAAGUCUAUUGUAGAACCCUUAUUUUCCUCCCGCAACCGGUCCCGUUUCUUCAUUGAAGAAUUUGACUCCGAUGUUUAAGAACACGUUUCAAUCCGGGUUUCUUUCCAUUUUGUACAGCCUUGGGAGCAAGCCUCUGCAGAUUUGGGAUAAAGAAGUUGUUGAUGGACAUGUCAAACGGCUGCAAGAUGAAGAUAUCCAAUCCAAUGUCCUGGAAAUUAUUGGGUCGAAUGUCCAGCAAGCAUAUAUAACGUGUCCUGCAGAUCCUAAUGCAACUCUUGGCAUAAAGUUGCCCUUCUUAGUCAUGAUAGUGAAGAAUGUGAAGAAGUACUUCACAUUCGAAAUUCAGGUUUUAGAUGAUAAAAAUGUCCGGAGAAGAUUUCGAGCUUCUAAUUAUCAAGCGGUAACCCGAGUGAAACCCUAUAUUUGCACUAUGCCCUUGAAAUUGGAUGAAGGAUGGAAUCAAAUCCAGCUGAACCUUUCUGAUUUGACCAGGCGAGCUUAUGGAACCAACUAUGUUGAAACUCUUCGAGUUCAGGUUCAUGCAAAUUGCAGGCUAAGGAGGAUAUACUUUUCUGACCGUCUGUAUUCAGAGGAGGAACUCCCACCAGAAUUCAAACUUUACCUUCCAAUGCAGAAAUCUUGAAGAUCUUCUCUUAAAACCAGCAGACGAGGCGCUUUGGUUGUCGACAUUCGCCUGCAGACUGGUAUAUCAAUCUUGGAGUGAAACAUUUUCAUCUUUUGGAAAUGUUGAUUACCCUUGAGUGGGUAGCACCUGGAGUUUAUGUUUCUAGAGUAGUUUAUUAAAGAGUACUUGUACGAUAUCUCAAUUAUUUGUCUUUCACAUAACGUUUGAAGUUAGGUAUAACGUACACAUGGGUAACAUGAUGAGUGUCAUAAUUGUCUUUUUAUAUAAACUGAAGUAUAUGUUGGAAGUGACGAUACAUGAAUAGACUUCUAUCGUCUCUCAAAUAAUAAUGUCCUUUGAAACAUUAA
Messenger RNA from Solanum lycopersicum (tomato), 1039 nucleotides. RefSeq lists its product as uncharacterized. Lineage: Eukaryota; Viridiplantae; Streptophyta; Magnoliopsida; Solanales; Solanaceae. The record is from RefSeq and is a predicted model, not a curated record.